This is a messenger RNA of Anopheles darlingi, 2507 nucleotides long. It is a transcript of the gene Elp2, whose product is annotated as elongator complex protein 2. Gene Ontology annotation, biological process: tRNA wobble uridine modification. Gene Ontology annotation, molecular function: protein binding. NCBI's taxonomy places the organism in Eukaryota, Metazoa, Arthropoda, Insecta, Diptera, Culicidae. Bases 67 to 2487 code for a protein of 806 amino acids. The transcript has 4 exons. The record is from RefSeq and is a predicted model, not a curated record. Gene Ontology annotation, cellular component: elongator holoenzyme complex.
CCGGCGCCGAAACGCGUAUUUUUACAUGCCGCUGGAUUUUUAGUUGGAAAAUCGGAUAAAAGCAGCAUGAUUCUGGAUACGCUCUACACUUCGGUGGCCUGCAACCGAACGCCGGACUCGCUGGACUGGAGUGACGAUGGGUUGAUUUAUUUCGGAGCCAAAAAUGCCAUCGCCGUUCUCGAUGUGCAACACGAAGCCGUCAAAAUCGUACGCACACUUACCGGCCACAAGGCACGAGUGAACUGCGUGCGCGCGGUACGCAACGCGGACCAUCUUGGAGUUCAGCUCGUAUCCGGUUCCGAUGAUGGUACGUGCAUCCUCUGGAAUACGGCCGAUACGGCGAAACAGGCGGCAAAGUUUAUGCUCAUCGGUCACCCGAAGGGUGUAACGACGGUGGAAGCAUUCGUGGAGCAGCCCGCCGGUCAGUUGAUCGUAGCUACAGGAUCGGUAGACAGUACAAUCAAGUUGUGGCGCGCCGAAAGCGACACCCGGUUCGGUUGCUUCCAAACGAUCGAUUUACGAUCCGGUCUUACGUUCGGUUUGAAACUGUUUGCACUCGCACAAUCGAACGUGACGAUGCUGGCGUACAGCACCGACACGGAUACCGUUAAUUUAUGCGUCGAAUCGAUGCAAGGCGACACUGGACGGUGCUUCGUGCAGGUCGAACAGCUGAAAGGACAUUGCGAUUGGGUUCGUGGUUUGGAUUGCAUUCAACUGCCGGGUAGUGAGGACUUACUGCUGGCUAGUUGCUCCCAGGACAGCUUCAUCCGUCUGUGGCGCAUAUCACCCCGGGAUACGCUACAAAAGCAGAAAGCUUACGAAGAGAUCGCUCAAGAUGAGGACAUACAGCUGGAGGAACGGACGUUCAGUGUUGGUUCAACGGGCGACGGAAGCGUGUUCCAUUAUGCACUCUCACUCGAGUCCGUGCUUCAGGGUCACGAGGGUUGGGUGUACGGUGUACACUUUUGCCUGCGGAAUGGCCACGAGCUGCAUCUGCUCUCGAGUUCGAUCGAUAAGACGCUCAUCGGUUGGAAACCAUCGGAGAGUGGCGUUUGGAUGGAGAGUGUACGGGUUGGUGAGGUGGGCGGUUCAUCGCUCGGAUUUUAUGGAGGCAAGUUCUCGCCCGAUGGACGUGCCAUCAUUGGUCACGGGUUUCAGGGAAGCCUACACUUGUGGCGAAGUGAAGAUGAAUCAUCGGGCAGUACGGCAGGGGGACUGUGGAAUCCGGGCAUCAUUGUUGGAGGACACUUUGGUGGCGCAAGAGAUCUGGCUUGGGAUCCUGUUGGUGGUGCGUUCCUGGUGACACUCUCGGAAGAUCAAACCACUCGAGUGCACGCACCGUGGAGACGCCGUGGUCCAGGAGUGGACGGAGAGCAACUCGAAACGUGGCACGAAAUCGCACGACCACAGGUGCACGGUUACGAUAUGCAGUGUUUAACGUUGCUGUCACGAUACCGAUUGGCCAGUGCGGCCGAGGAGAAAAUCAUUCGCAUCUUCCAGGCACCCUCGAACUUUGUGCACAACUUUAGGGCACUCUGUGGCAUCAGCGAAGACCCAGAGGGUGAUGCCAUCGUGGAAGGUAAUCCGAUGGGUGCAUCGGUGCCUUCGUUGGGACUUUCCAAUAAAGCCGUUUUUGAAGUGGAGCAACCGGAAACCGAAGGGCGCCACAUUAAGGAUAUGUAUCCAGAGCAUUACUUCAGCCCUGUGUCGAUGGACCGUCCACCGGCCGAGGAAACGUUGAUGCAAAACACGCUCUGGCCUGAGAUACAGAAACUGUACGGACAUGGUAACGAGCUGUAUGCGGUCUCUGCUUCCCCGGACGGAACAUUGCUGGCAUCCGCUUGCCGAGCGACAUCGGCCGAUCACGCACAGAUCCUGAUAUGGGAUACUGCAACCUGGCGCAUCACACAGCAACUGGCCGCCCAUCAACUGACCGUGACACAGCUUUGCUUUGCACCGAACAAUCUCGCCCUGUUGGCCGUUUCACGCGAUCGAACGUUUUCCGUUUUCGAACGAUUGACGACGACCGGGGAAUCGAGUAGCUUUGAGCUGAAAAUGCGCUCCGACAAGACGAACGGUGUGCACACGAGAAUCAUCUGGUGCUGCGAUUGGUCCCACGAUUCGGUCACAUUUGCCACCGGAUCUCGAGAUGGGAAGGUGGUGGCGUGGAAAAGGAAUGAUACGCCCGGCACCGGUACAUGGUUUUUGCCCGGAGCGGUACUGGAAUUAAAGAGUGAAUCGAUUACGGCGGUUGCAUUCGCUCGGCGAAUGGUAGCGAACGGAUGCUAUCUCGUGGCGAUCGGAUGUGAGCGAGGCUGCAUAAAGCUGUAUGCGCUAGGUGAAUGGAAUCUGCUGAUGAACAUCGAAGAAUCGAAUGCCCACCAUCUAACGGUGAAACGCCUAUCAUUCCGACCGGCCGUUGAGGAUCAUCAGUUGGCUAGCUGCGGGGACGAUGGGCUAGUUAGGGUUUAUUCUGUUAAAGUUUGAAAGACACCACGGAUGGUCUA